UUGCCUUUACUGCCUCAGAUGCCAGUGAUGGUUUGUGACAAUUUCGAUGUGUCAGGGGGUAUUGUGAAUGGCAGUGAAGGAAUACUCAGAUCAGUGCGUUACACCACAGAUGAUCAUGGCACAUGGUGUGCCACCAGCUGUGUGGUCAGAAUUGAAGAUUCCAGUGAACAUUCUUUUACAGAGCUGCUCCCUCAUGAAUGUGUGAUUUUGCUGAAAACGCUAUCCUUCAAAGUUUCACACCCAUUC
Molecule: messenger RNA, 246 nt
Organism: Cantharellus anzutake
Lineage: Eukaryota; Fungi; Basidiomycota; Agaricomycetes; Cantharellales; Hydnaceae
Exons: 1
Source: RefSeq, a predicted model, not a curated record